CUAAGCCAUAAUGUUUCAAUUUUUCGUUAAUACCUUCUCCAAUACUGCUAGCAUCUCUGCUAAUCUAAAUGAUCAACACGCUCGUCUAUUUUUGUCUUCUGCAAUUUGUGGGCUUACCUUAAUAUGGUUUGCAUUAAUGUUUACCAAGAAAUCAAACAAGAAACAGCCACCAUUGCCACCAGGACCUAAACCAUUGCCUCUAGUGGGAAAUCUCUUGUCCGUUGAUCCUGAACUUCCCGCAUACUUCACAAACUUGUCCAGAACCUAUGGUCCAAUCAUGACUUUUUGGCUUGGCAAAAAGGCAGGAAUUGUCAUUAGCACUACCAGAUUGGUGAGGGAAGUGCUAAAGGAUCAAGACACCACAUUUGCCAACCGGGAUGUGCCCGCGGCCGCCAGGGAAAUCGCUUACGGUGGCUCAGACAUUGUCUGGACACCAUAUGGACCGGAGUGGAGGAUGCUGAGGAAGGUUUGCGUUCGUGAAAUGCUGAGUUGUGCUACUUUAGACACCGUUUACGCCCUCAGGCGCAAUGAACUUCGACAGAUGAUCAAGUACAUUCACAGCCAAGCUGGAAAACAAGUAAAUGUGGGUGAGCAACUUUUUCUGAGUGUGUUAAACGUGAUUACUAACAUGUUGUGGGGUGGUACAGUGAAAGGAGAUGAGAGGGCCGGUGUUGGAGCCGAGUUCAGGAAAGUGAUUACUGAGAUCACUGGAUUUCUGGGAAUGCCUAAUCUGUCAGAUUUUUAUCCUGGUUUGGCUAGAUUUGAUCUGCAAGGUAUCCAGAAAAAGAGCAAGGUUUUGGCUCAGAGGUUUGAUGCAAUAUUUGAGAAGAUGAUAGCGCAAAGGCGACUCAAUGAUAAUGGGAGCGAAAGCAAGGACUUUUUGCAGUUCUUGCUGCAGCUGAAAGGUCAAGGAGAUGCCAGGACGCCUCUUACAAUGACUCACAUUAAAGCUUUACUCAUGGUAAUAUCUGCCAUUUAA
Messenger RNA from Coffea arabica (coffee), 979 nucleotides. Its product is annotated as flavonoid 3'-monooxygenase CYP75B137-like. NCBI's taxonomy places the organism in Eukaryota, Viridiplantae, Streptophyta, Magnoliopsida, Gentianales, Rubiaceae. Gene Ontology annotation, molecular function: monooxygenase activity; iron ion binding; oxidoreductase activity, acting on paired donors, with incorporation or reduction of molecular oxygen. The record is from RefSeq and is a predicted model, not a curated record.